Messenger RNA from Eleginops maclovinus (Patagonian blennie), 7065 nucleotides. RefSeq names its product collectin-12-like. The record is from RefSeq and is a predicted model, not a curated record. Gene Ontology annotation, molecular function: phosphatidylinositol binding; ubiquitin binding. Lineage: Eukaryota; Metazoa; Chordata; Actinopteri; Perciformes; Eleginopidae. Gene Ontology annotation, biological process: protein transport to vacuole involved in ubiquitin-dependent protein catabolic process via the multivesicular body sorting pathway. Gene Ontology annotation, cellular component: ESCRT-0 complex. The coding region runs from base 468 to 4307 and encodes 1279 amino acids. The transcript has 24 exons.
CUCCUCGCAGCCCUACGGGCGCACCAUUUCCUCUCACGUUUGGAUUCCUUCACUUUUUGAGUUUCUCCGGUUACUGCUGCGGGUACCACAGAGUGCUGAGCUGGACAAGGAUACACCCCUCACCUCAGCAUCUUUCCAAACUAGCUACUCUGCUAAUAAGAGGACAGUUUUUUUUUAUUUUGCAACUCCUUCUCGCAUUCCCAACAAAGUUCAUUCCUCUUUGUGCUGCAGCAUCUGAGGUGCGACCCUGAAGUUACCUGCGCGUUAUACAUCGUCUUGAGUGUGAAAACUUACGGAUGGAGUUUUGAAUUCUUAUUUGCUACUACUCCAACAAACGGUGGAUAUUGGGAUACUCGCAGAUCCUAGCUGCUGUGCGUUCAAAGGGAACUUUUGGGCAGAUGCCAUUGCGAUGCUGUGGAUGUGACUUCAAACAACAGCUUCACUGCGGUAGAGUCCUGUAAACCACAAUGAAAGACGACUUUGCUGAUGAGGAGGAGGUGCAGUCCUUUGGUUAUAAGAGGUUUGGAAUUCAGGAGGGUUCGGAGUGCACCAAGUGCAAAAAUGACUGGGCUCUGAGGGCGGCUAUAGCACUGCUGUAUGUUCUCUGUGCCCUGCUCACCAUAGCGGUGGCCAUACUCGGAUACAAAGUGGUCCAGAGGAUGGACAAUGUCACAAAGGGGAUGCAGAAUUAUGGAGGCAAGAUAAAUGCAGUGGAGACAGACCUGAAGAAACUAAAUGAUCAAGCAGGAGAGAAAUCAGGUAAUGCAACAAGUAACAUCAAUACUUUUAAGUCAGACCUGAAGGCUCUACAGAACCAGCUGAAUGACAUUGCUCUCAGGGCAACCAGAAACAGAGACGUGUUGGAUGAGCUUCAGAUCACAGGAGAUGACAUGCAGAAUGGACACGUCUCCCUGCAGAGUUUUAUACAAGGCAACGAUGCCUCACUGCGCGGGGUCAAUCAGACCUUGACCUCCUACAGUGGCAUGAUUGACAACCUCCAGACAGACACUGCACGGCUCCAGACGGAGAUACAGGGCCAGGUCAAAGUGCAGAGCCAGACCCAGGUUAGUAUCAGUGCGCUGAACAUCACACAGUCCCAGCAGCGCAAUCUGCUCGGCACGCUGCAGAAGACGGUGGAAGACGCAGGCCAGGCGGUCCAGAAACUGAAGAACGACUAUCAGGGUCUGCAGCAGACAGCCUGGCAGACACGGUCUGACACAGAGUGGCUGAAGGAGAAAGUCCAGAACCUGCAGGUUUUGGCAGCUAAUAACUCAGCCAUGGCCCGUUCAAAUGGAGAAUCUCUGGAUGAUUUGGGGGCUCAGCUCAACACCCUGGCCAGCCAGAUCCAGAACACCUCGUCUCUCAGUGAGGAGCAAGGCCAGAGCCUGCAUGAGCUGAUGGACAGCCAGAGAGACCACGAUAACGUCACCUCAGCUAAGUUUGAUGAAGUUGAAGCACGGUUAGACAGACAUGAGAACGACAUGGACCGUGUGACCGGGAAUGUGAGCUUCGCCGCGCAGCUCCUCGGUGCCAUCAGCUCCGACCUGAACGGCCUGAGGUCCUGCGCUGAGACAGUGAUGCAACAUUCAGACAUUUUAGUGGGGCUGAAUGGUAGUGUAACAGAGGCCAGCGCAGACAAUAAAGAGCUUCGCGCACAGCAGGAUGAGCUGGUGUCCCGGCUGGAUCGAGAGGUCAGCAACCUCUCCAUAGUGAUGGAGGAGAUGAAGCUGGUGGACAGCAAGCACUCACAGCUCAUCACCAACUUCACCAUCCUGCAAGGUCCACCGGGUCCAAGGGGCCAAAGGGGUGACAAGGGUCCCCAGGGGCCAGUGGGUCAGUCAGGACAAAAGGGCGAUAAAGGAGACAAAGGGGUGCUGGGAGUAGUGGGACCUAAAGGAGAGAAAGGUGCUGCUGGUCCACCAGGUGCUACAGGUCCAAAGGGUGCAGCCGGGGUUCGGGGUCUUACCGGGGCAAAAGGAUCAAGAGGGUCUGGGGGCCGACCUGGAAAUUCUGGUGAAAAGGGCGAUGCUGGCGCUCCUGGAGCUCCUGGUAGGGAUGGUUUGUCAGGGUUGCCAGGACCACAAGGGCCACAGGGGCCCAGAGGAGCAGCUGGACCUGCAGGGCUCGAGGGACCUCGUGGGCCUGUCGGACCAAUCGGCCCUCCCGGUCCUGCAGGGCUUCCUGGGUUACCUGCAUCUGGACCUCCACCUCCAAAGCCUACCAAGCCCACUCAGCCAGCUAAGGUCCCUCAAACCCCCAAACCACCUCAACCUCCAAAACCACCUCAAUCCCCCAAACCCCCCCAACCCUCAAAACCAGCAGAGGAACCUGAGGGCUCCUUGUCCCGGCAGAAACAGGCCCCUGUCCCCACUCCUCCAGCUCCUGGUUGCCCAUCUGGGUACAAACGGUUUGGAGACAGCUGCUAUUACAUCUCCACUCAGAGGCUCAACUUUGAAGAGUCCAGACAGUUUUGUACCAACAUGACAUCUCUGAUGCUCAUUAUCAACAACGAUGACGAACAGCAAUUUGUAAAGGAUGCAAUUGCAGGAAAAGGCUAUUUCUGGCUGGGCCUUACUGACUUGGAGGUGGAAAAUGUCUGGAAAUGGGAUGAUGGAACCUUACCUGCUUUCACGAAGUGGAAGCCCGGUCAGCCUGAUAACUGGACCCAUGGCCAUGAAGACGGCGAGGAUUGUGCUGGUCUCAUCCACAACGCCAACUGGAAUGAUUUCUACUGCACCGACCGGAUCGCCUUGUAUUUCUUUAUUAAAUGUUUAUAUAUAUCAGCAAUGCCUCUCUUCACGACCAACCCUUUUGACCAAGAUGUUGAGAAAGCAACCAGUGAGAUGAACACAGCUGAGGACUGGGGCCUCAUUCUGGACAUAUGUGAUAAGAUAGGACAGUCACGCACGGGGCCUAAAGAAUGUCUCCGAUCUAUUAUGAGAAGAGUGAAUCACAAGGACCCUCAUGUGGCCAUGCAGGCACUGACCCUCCUCGGUGCUUGUGUCUCAAACUGUGGGAAGAUAUUCCACUUGGAGGUGUGCUCCAGAGAGUUUGCCAGUGAAGUCAGUAACGUCUUAAACAAGGGCCACCCCAAAGUGUGUGAGAAGCUGAAAGCCCUGAUGGUGGAGUGGGCCGAGGACUUCCGCAACGAUCCCCAACUCAGCCUCAUCUCAGCUAUGAUCAAGAAUCUACGUGAGCAGGGAGUCACUUUCCCAGCUGUCGGGUCCCAGGCUGCAGAGCAGGCAAAAGCAAGCCCUGCUUUAGUGGCAAAGGAUCCCUCCACCUCAACAAAAAAGAAAGAAGAAGAAGACUUGGCCAAAGCUAUCGAGCUGUCACUGAAGGAGCAGCGCCCGCAGUCGCAGACGUCGCUGUCGAGCCUCUACCCAAACACCUCCGGCCUGCUCUCCUCACACAAGUCCGACGGCAGGAAAGUCCGCGCCAUCUACGACUUUGAGGCCGCUGAGGACAACGAGCUCACCUUCAAGUCAGGAGAAAUCAUCACCAUCCUGGACGACAGUGACCCCAACUGGUGGAAAGGGGAAACGUACCAGGGAGUGGGUUUGUUCCCCUCUAACUUUGUCACUGCUGACCUUACCGCUGAGCCUGAGAUGAUGAAGACGGAGAAGAAAACCGUCCAGUUCAGUGAGGACAUCCAGGUGGAGACCAUAGAGCCUGAGCAGGAGCCUGUUUUUAUAGAUGAGGACAAAAUGGACCAGCUGCUGCAGAUGAUCCAGAGUGCAGAUCCCACAGACAACCAGUCAGACAGCGUGGAGCUACUACAGCUGGAAGGUGCCUGUAAUCAAAUGGGACCGCUCAUUGACCAGAAAUUGGACGAUAUAGACAGGAAGCACUCGGAGCUGUCGGAGCUGAAUGUGAAGGUGAUGGAGGCUCUGUCUCUGUACGCCAAGAUAAUGAAUGAUGAUCCAGUUUACGCCAUGUACGCCAAGCUCCAGAGCCAGCAGUACUACAUGCAGCAGCCGGGCAACGCAGCGCAGCAGGUGUACCCAGGUCAGCCUGCAUCAGGUUCUUAUGCCAUGAGCGGCACCGCAGUGCAGGGUUACACUGUUCCUAUGGAGCAGCUCCCAGCGGGCCCCCCUAUACCUGGACAACAGGCCCCCAGUGACGUUCAUAUGUACAUGGGCCAGCCGCCAGUCUACACUGCAGCUCCAGGCAGCAUGGCCCCGACAGACAUGCAGUCCUACCAGAACCCAACGGGGGCCCCGGGCCCCGGCAUGACACAGACACCAAACUACAGCCACGCCUCCGGCCCGAGCAUAGCACCUUCCUCAGAGAAAGCUCUGCUAUAGGGCCCCUUAGAUCCCUGUUAACCUCACGCGCAAACACAUGCACCACACCUGAUCAAAUAGCAGUCGUGCAUCAUCUCUUAUAUUAUACUCGGAUUUGUUUUAGCAGGGAACACAAGGUGGGUGAAAUAAUUUAAAAGGAGUAGACUAAACCUAUCAUGUGGCACUCUGUCUUGUUUUAUCUGGCAGGUAAUAUACUGUUACACUUCUCACUCCAGGUUUAGGAGUGAUCAUAGAAACACACUUUGUGUUCUUUUAUUAUUGAUGUUUCUACAUUUUCACUCUUCCUCUGUCUUUACAUGACCCGGAGUGAAGACACAGAGGAGCCUUCAGUUGCACUUUUAUCUUCAGUCGCACUUUUUUUUAGGAUUUGAUCAUCACUCAAGCCCGAUCACUUCUAAAUCUAGACCUGAUAUCAAUGCAUUCUCCAUUUUUAUAUAUAUAAAAAAAGACCUGCAUCUAUUGCUUCCUUUUAAUCAAUAGGACUCUGGAAACAUUGCAGUUAUGCUUCAUUUUAUGGGUUGGAACAUAUUCGAUACCAAUUGAAGGGGAUGUGAAUAAAAACAAUCAUUAAGUUACCUAAAAUGAACAGCUUUAUUUAAACUAAAGUAAAUAUGAACUCAUUAGUCAUAUAUCAUUAAAGACUUUAUUCUUCAACAUAUUUUUGGAUGUUCAGCAGACCUGCGAACUUAUUUCAAAACUUUGUAGGAAAAGCUAGCAUUUAUUUUAUUUGGAAGUGAAUUGAUGAUACUUACAGUAUUUUACCUUUAAUUUAGGAUGAAAGUCCACAGUUCGUUAGCAGGAAAAACAAAAAUGUGCUGAGAGAAAGUGUUCCUAUAGCCGCUUCAAACCAAAAGACAAGAUAUUUCUGCGAUUACUAUUUGAUCAAGUGUGAAAUACACACAGGCAUUCCUUCUCACCACCUUUGAAGAUGCACUCUGGAGCUACACACACACUACAGGCAGGUGUACAGCAUCACACACACACACACACACACACACACACAGUUGCACCAGGUGGUCCAUACUUCCUCAGCAGUGUUAUAAUUUAACGUCACACACACUAAGUAACAUGCCACAGCCUUCUCACACACUUAAAGCCCCUGCAGUGCUAAUCGUGUCACAGAAAAAAAAGGGGCGUCGACUUACUUUCACUUCUUUUUCCAGAAAAAGGACUUUUAGGCGAUGCUAAAAACGUUAGGUUGCUUUAUUCUGUAUAUGUUGUCAACUUGUAGAAGUAUUGAAAACUGAAGCCACUUUGUUAUUUUGGAGGGAAAAAGAAACCGGAGGAAUUUAAGCAUGCACAUGACUCCUGUAUAUACUGUACCACACUCGUAGUGACGCCACAUGAUGAGUUCAUGGUCGGUCCGGAUGUUAGCAUAGCCCCGAGUGAAUCUCUCAGCCUUUAAGGUGAACUCUGCAGUCACGAUCUCCCCGCUAAACUAAAGGUGUAAAAGCCAAAGAGAACAAACCGCAGAAAAAAAAGUAAGAUAUUUGCUCCUUUUUGUUUUUUCUUAACAUAAUUCACCCCUUUCAUCAAGCUGCAGAGUUUUCCUUUUGAAAUGAGCAGCUCCACAUCCGUGUUGUAGGGUUUGCUCCAUCUCCACUCGGGCGCUAUGCUAACAGAUUCGGCUACUAAGGGGCGACCUCUCCGAACAGCCCCAGUGUCUUUAAAGCAUCUCUUUAGUCAGUGUUAAAAAAAAAUGAAUACGAUGUUUUUUUUUUGUAGUGCAUUUUAAUUUAUGUUUCGAUUAUUGUUAUGCUGUUUUAAAUGAAAAAGCAUUGCAGGAUGUAUGUAUUCAGAGAAAAAGCGGAGUAUGUGAUAUUCUGCCUAACUUAGUUGUAUAUUUAAAUCGCUCACAUGAGAACAUGGACAUUUCUCUCGGUGUUUGAUACAUGAUUCUUGUACUGUAGGGUCAAAUGGUAAUGUGGAAAAAAAAACUAAACUGAUCGUACCUCCCCCAUUGCAUUUCAAACCCUCUCUCGAAGCUGUCUAACACUAAAACAAAUUCUACCUGAAAGAGAACCGAAAUAAGGAUUUAUGAUUCUGGAAAGCACAGUCAACAUGUCUUUCUCUCAGUUACAGUGACACUUAUUGAUUUAAUGUUGUUGUCAUACCAAUUUUCUUCUUUGGCUUUACCUCUUUAAAGUCUUUGGGAAGUUUUUAAAACACUGACUGGAUAGCAAGAAGUUGAAGAAACAGGAAUAUUAUUUAUCUGGUGUUUAAUAUUGAAUGAUGCUACAUGAAGGAACUAUGAUACAAUGAACUACAUUAUGUGUAAUGAUCUGAGAUGUGUUUCAUUUCAAUUUCUCUUGAUAUACUUUGCUUCAAAUUGUGCUCCUCCUGUGCCACGUUAAGAAUAUAAAACAACCCCCAAAUUAAGCUUUGGUACCUGGGACUAAGAGGCCAUUUAAUUCUCCAGAACUUUUCAGAUUGUAGCAUUCCUAAAGUUGAUUUGAAAGACAAGGUAUCUUUCUUUUGCUGCCUUCAACUAAAGAGUGGAGUUCAUCUGUUGAGUCAAAGAGGGUAUUCUGGGACAGGAGCCAGUAGUUCCCCUUAUAAUAUCCAAAUCUAACAUGUUGUUGCACUGCAGCCCCGGUGUGACUCGCACAGGAUUGAGAUGCCGCCUGUUUUUAAGUUUUAAACACCCUUAAUGUAAAGGUUCUGUCUAAUCUUGUAUCCUGCUGUUUGUAUGUAUUCUUUUAACCAUACUUAUUAAUUGGUAUUCACAAUAAAACCAGGCCAAAUGUACAGAAUUAUA